Molecule: messenger RNA, 1056 nt
Organism: Peronospora matthiolae
Lineage: Eukaryota; Oomycota; Peronosporomycetes; Peronosporales; Peronosporaceae
Source: the annotation of a GenBank genome assembly
AUGGCACCACGACAUGUGGCACAUGGUGCACUGCAGAGAUUGCCAUACGUCCACACGGUGUCUGAGAUCCAGGAGAUGAAGUUCUGGCGUGCGCCCGUGCGCGAGAGCCACCGCAUCGUUGACCCUGUCAAGCGCGCCAAGAAUCACACGUCACGACUCAUUAAUGUGCAGCUGGCGAAGCUCUCGAGCGUGACGCGGCAUGUCUCGCUGAACUUUCCAGCGCUCAAGCACAUGCAUCCGUUUGAGCAAGAAGUGGCCGUGCUCACGUUGGGUCAAGGUGUCUACGAGACGCAUGUCCAGCUCUUGCGGCGAGUGUAUGCGACACUGCAUAACACAGGCAAGCAGUUUGAACGUGAGUGUCAGGAGCUACGUACUAAGCAAGAGGCAGUCGACUGUGGACUGCGCUGCAUCGAGGAGCUCAAGAAGGUUGUGGACAGCAAUACAGAGACGCUGCGGGCAGCCGCGGAUAUGGCUAAGAUGCUUCGUGGGCUUCCUCACGUAGAUUUGGAAAAACCUAUUUUUGCCUUUGUUGGAGCCCCCAACGUUGGAAAGUCCACACUCGUGCGUGCUCUGUCGACUGCUUCUCCAGAGGUGGCUAACUACCCGUUUACCACACGCGGUAUAACGAUGGGUCACAUUUUCGUCGACGGCAUUUCCUACCAGAUUGCGGACACACCCGGAUUGAUCUUCCGACCCGAUGAACGACGAAACUCCAUUGAGAAGCUGGCGCUUGCGAUGAUUGAAAAGACGCAAGCCUCAAUUGGCUUUGUGUUCGACCCAACAGACUCCUCUGGCACGUCCACAGCGGACCAGGUCCUGCUUCGCAAUGAACUUCGACAUCGUGUCAUGAGAGCGCGCCCCGAGCACAAGUGGCUGGACAUCAUCUCGAAGAUCGACCAGCCGUCGCAAGACCUGCAGCUGCUAAAAGAGCGAGUCGAAUCAUCGCCGCACUAUUGUGUCUCGGCUCAGACGAAUGAGGGUCUGAUGGAGCUGGGAAACGGGAUGCGUCAAGUCUUAAUACACUCUGAUGAAGCCGCAGCAGCUUUUAUGCAAUAA